AUGCUUCUCAAACACUUCCUUCUUCACACACUUCUUGCCCAAACCUCAAUCACCGCCCUCCCCAACCCUUACACCAAGAAUUAUGAUGUUGAGGCUAGGGAUGACCACGGGGAUCCCGCGGAUCCCAUCGUGAUCAGCGAUUGUGGCGAUGAGGCGUACCUAAGGGACGGCAAGUGUGUCUGCAACACGGAAGGUCGGGAGUAUGACCAAUUCACCAAGAAGUGCAACGGUCCCCUUGAGACCAAUGAAGAAGUAGCAUUUAUCGCCUCUGAGGUUACACUUCCGAAUGCUCGGCAGGGCGACGAGUACUCUCACCGCAUCACUGGCCUUAUCAAGGGUGGUGGUGACUCCGUCACCUUUUCCAAGCAUAGCCGGGGCCCCGACUGGCUCUUUGUCAGUCCCGACGGCGUCCUCUCCGGCACGCCUGGUCCCGAGGCGAGCAUAUCCCGCGUCUCAAUCCGCGCGACGGGCACCGGCAGUUCUACUGCCACUGCCGUCUUUAAGAUCCCCGUCCGCCCUGCAGGCUCCCCCCUUGUGCAGAAGCUCCAGGUGCUCUCCUACAACAUGUGGCAUGGCGGUACUCAGGUCAACAACUACCAUGAGAAGCAGGUCCGCUUCCUCGCCAUGUCCGGCGCCGACAUUGUCGGUCUUCAGGAGGAUCAGUCUGGCCGCCACGCGCCUCGGCUCGCCUCGGCUCUGGGAUGGCAUUACUGGACUAGCGGCGGCGACGUUGGGAUCCUAAGUAAAUAUCCCAUUGUUGAGGAGUACGGUGUUAUUAUCACGCCUAGCCGCUCAGGUGGCGCGCGGAUCGCUCUCGACGGCGAGGAUCAGCAGGUCAACUUCUACGUCGCUCACUUGGGCCAUGAUCCGUACGGACCAUACGACUUCUGCUUCGACAACAUGACAGUCGAGCGAGUGCUGGAGCGCGAAGCGCAAUCUGGCCGUACGUCGCAGAUCACGGAUACGUUGGCAGCUAUGGAGGAACAUCUUGCGCAGGCUGACCAAGUGCCUACCCUGCUCGUGGGGGAUAUUAAUGCGCCGUCGCACCUUGAUUGGAUUGAGGAGCUGAAGGAGAAGAACUGCGGAUUCUGGGAUGUGCCCUGGCCGACCUCAGUGUUACCAGAGGAAAAGGGGCUGAUUGACUCGUUCCGCGUGGCCAACCCGGAUCCAGUCGCGGUGCAAGGUACUACCUGGUCCCCUGUUUUCCCGUGGAAUGAUAGUCGGGAUUUGCCUGAGCCGCAGGAUAGAAUUGACUUUAUCUAUUACAAGGGGAAGGGCUUGAAGGUGCAGGAAUCGCGAAGGGUGGUCGUUGGAGAGCCCAAGCCGUAUCCGGAUCACAAAGAUAAUGAGUGGACUACGGACCAUGCAGCCGUACUGACGGUCUAUGAGCUGACCGCCUGA
Fusarium falciforme is the source of this 1401-nucleotide messenger RNA. Its product is annotated as Endo/exonuclease/phosphatase domain-containing protein. Bases 1 to 1401 code for a protein of 466 amino acids. Gene Ontology annotation, molecular function: calcium ion binding; catalytic activity. NCBI's taxonomy places the organism in Eukaryota, Fungi, Ascomycota, Sordariomycetes, Hypocreales, Nectriaceae. Gene Ontology annotation, cellular component: membrane. The record is from RefSeq and is a predicted model, not a curated record. The transcript has a single exon.